This is a messenger RNA of Trichoplax adhaerens, 831 nucleotides long. RefSeq lists its product as uncharacterized. The record is from RefSeq and is a predicted model, not a curated record. Gene Ontology annotation, molecular function: threonine-type endopeptidase activity. Bases 1 to 831 code for a protein of 276 amino acids. Gene Ontology annotation, cellular component: proteasome core complex. The transcript is spliced from 6 exons. NCBI's taxonomy places the organism in Eukaryota, Metazoa, Placozoa, Uniplacotomia, Trichoplacea, Trichoplacidae.
AUGGCGGCGUCGUCGUUAGCAAAGUCCUACCGAAAUCGCUCUGCGAUUGAUUUUAUUAAAACUACUUCCAAACGAAAGGAAGAUGAAAUGAUAGAGGAUGAACUUAGGACACAUUUGUCGAAAGAAUUAUCCUUUCAAGUUCCUCCUAUGGAUCCUCAAGUUUUUCUAAAAUCGAUCAAUGAAAGGGAAAAUGGUGUUAAAAUACAAUUUCUACAUGGUACAACAACCUUAGCUUUUAAAUUUAAAAAUGGUGUCAUUGUUGCUGCAGAUUCUCGUGCAUCAAUGGGCUCUUAUAUCGGCUCGCAAACUGUCAAGAAAGUUAUCGAAAUUAACCCCUAUUUAUUAGGUACGAUGGCUGGAGGUGCAGCUGAUUGUUCAUUCUGGGAACGUGUUCUUGCUGAGCGAUGCAGAGUUUAUGAAUUACGCAAUAAAGAGAGGAUAUCUGUUGCUGCUGCAUCGAAACUCCUUGCUAACAUGGUCUAUUAUUAUAAAGGAAUGGGUCUCUCAAUGGGUACCAUGAUUUGUGGUUGGGACAAAAGGGGACCAGGACUGUAUUAUGUCGAUAGUGAUGGUACAAGAAUGACUAAUUACAUGUUUUCAGUUGGCUCUGGAUCUACUUAUGCUUAUGGUAUCUUAGAUAGUGGAUUUAAACAUGAUCUAGAAGAUGAAGAAGCAUAUGAUCUGGCUAGAAGAGCAAUCUUUCACGCUACUCAUCGUGAUGCUUAUAGUGGAGGCUCCGUAAAUUUAUAUCAUGUCAAAGAAACCGGUUGGGUAAAAAUUUCCCGGGAUGACGUUGGCCCAUUAUAUUAUCAGUAUAAAGACGCUCAGUAA